AUGACUGAGAGUGCAGUGUUCCAUCUACUAGCCAACUUCACACCCUUCCUCCAACAAGAGGCCAAUUUGUUGACUGGGGUUCGAGAAGAGAUCGAAUACAUCAGAGAUGAAUUCGAGCGCAUGACAGCUUUCCUCAAAGUUGCCGAUGCUAUCGAAGACAACAACCCUGAACUCAAAGUAUGGGUCAAGCAAGUCCGAGAAGCUGCGUACGACAUUGGAGAUGUUCUCGAGUUGUACAUGCUUCGCCUCGGACAUCGUCAUGGCGCUGGAUUUCGCGGUUUUCUUUGUAAGGUUUCUUGCUUUAUUAAGACUUUAAAAGCUCGUCACCAAAUUGCUUCUGAAGUUCAAAGAAUGAAGGCCAGAGUCAUCGAUAUUUCGAAGGGACAUCAGAGAUACCAUAAAAGAUAUGGUAUGUUAGAGCAAGGCUCAAGCUCCAGGUCCACUGGCCUUAACGCAGCAUGCCAUGAUUAUCGUGACGAUGCCCUUCUACUCGAUGAAUCUGAGCUUGUGGGCAUCGACAAGCCUAAAUCGCAACUAAUUUGGUGGUUGGUGCACGAAGACCCCAGACUCAAGGUGUUUUCCGUAUCAGGAAUGGGCGGAUUGGGCAAAACGACACUGGUUAAAAAGGUCUUUGAUGAUGCAGUUGUGAAGAAUCAUUUCCAGAGCCAUGUUUGGAUCACCGUUUCUGAAUCCUUCAAGAUUGAGGUGCUCCUAAAAGACAUCAUCAAAAAACUUUUUGAAGAAAUCAAGCAACCAGCCCCAAAAAGGAUGGACAACAUGGAUACCAACAGCUUGAAAGGGAUAAUUAAUGAUUUCCUGCAACAAAAGAGGUAUGUGCUUGUUUUCGAUGAUGUAUGGUAUAUUCAUGACUGGCAAUCUUUUAGACAUGUGUUUCCCAUUGGCAAUUGUGGGAGUCGAGUAGUGCUGACAACCAGAAAUGCAGAUUUAGCCUCUUUUGCUAGUACGCAAUAUCAUGGGGAUGUCUAUAAUCUUCAGCCCUUGACUCCCGAAGAGUCCUGGACACUGUUUUGCAGGAAAACAUUUAUGGAGAAUUCUUGCCCUUCACACUUGGAAAGACUUUCAAAAGCCAUCUUGAAUAGAUGCGAGGGAUUGCCGCUUGCAAUUGUGGCAAUUAGUGGUCUUUUAUCAACAAAGGAUAAGAGCAGUGUGGAUGAGUGGGAUAUGAUCUACCGCAGCCUUGGUGCAGAACUUGAAGGAAAUGACAAACUCCUAAGCAUGAAGAAAAUAUUAGGAUUAUUUGAUUCAACACUCGAGACUGAUUCGGUUAUGGGUGGCAGAAGGCUUUGUGGAAAUGAAAGCAGGAAUGAUGUGACUAUAGAAGAAGUUGCAGAGGGAUACCUCAAAGAGCUAAUCAGUAGAAGCUUAGUUCAAGUGGUAGAGAGAAGAACAGAUGGACGGGGCAAAGCGUAUCGCAUCCACGACCUCUGGCGUGAAAUUAUUGUUUUGAAAUGUGAAGAGCAAAACAUUGUGACAAUAGCUAACCAUGAACAAGGCAGAUUGUGGCCCGAAAAGGUGCGGCGCUUAUCAAUCCAAAAUCAUUUGGAAGAUAGACAACAAAGCAAGCGUUUCACUCGACUUCGUUCUUUGCUCAUGUUCAGUACUACAAGUACACUGUCCAAGUUUUCCAUGCUUGCAUCGUCAAGUGAUGGUCUACGACUGCUAACCAUGUUGGACUUGAGAGGUGCCUGGUUGGAUACAUUCCCAAAUGAAGUUUCGGAACUACUUCAACUCAGGUAUCUAAGUUUGAGGGAAACCAAUGUAAAAAUAAUUCCGAAGUCGAUUGGAAAGCUUCGAAACCUGGAAACAUUGGACCUUAAAGAAACAUAUGUCACUGAGUUGCCUGAUGAUAUCCUGAAGCUCCAACGACUUCGCCAUAUCUUGUUGUAUCGAUACGAACCAGUUAAUUGUAUAUAUCUUCAUCUCCAUAUCGGAUUCAAAGCCCCAGUGGAAAUAGGAAGUUUGUCAUCCUUACAAAGACUUUGUUGUAUUGAAGCAAACCAUGGUAAUGGUGACAUUUUACUAAGAGAGGUAGGGAAGUUGACUCAACUGAGGAAAAUACACAUUUGCAAAUUGAGAAGUGAAGAUGGGAGGGUGUUGUGCUCGUCCCUUGAGAAGCUGAGUAACCUUCGCUCAUUGAUUGUUUGUGCAGCGGAAGAAAAUAAGAUCAUUGAUCUAGAUUCUCUUUCUUCUCCACCCCAACUUCUUCGGACGCUUGGCCUAGAAGGAAGUUUACGUAAGCUACCGCAUUGGAUAUCAUCACUGCACAGUUUGGUAAAAGUAAAUUUAGCAGGGAGUAAGUUAAGGGAUGUUGAUCCACUGGAAUCCCUUCAAGGUUUGCCCAAUCUGAUUAGUCUUGGACUUCUUCAGACAUAUGAAGGGGAAGGAUUGUGUUUUAAGGCUGGUGGAUUUCAAAGGCUUGGGCAUUUGUACAUUGGUAAAUUCAAUGAAUUGAGAUGGGUAAUAGUGGAGGUUGGCUCGAUGCCUCAUCUUGAAAGCAUAAUUAUCGAGAAAUGUGAAUCGGUAGAAGAGUUACCCUCUGGCAUUGAACAUCUAACCAGCCUUAAAUCACUUUAUUUGGUUGAUAUGUCUGAUAGAUUGAUUUCGAGUAUGAUAAGAGACUUAAAGCAUGAGAAUAAUUGGAAAAUUGCACACAUCCCAGAAGUUUGGAUUGGGGACACGAAACUUUUCUGUGGGACAGGAAAUUAUCGAUAG
Messenger RNA from Camellia sinensis, 2733 nucleotides. Lineage: Eukaryota; Viridiplantae; Streptophyta; Magnoliopsida; Ericales; Theaceae. The record is from RefSeq and is a predicted model, not a curated record.